AAAAUUUCGUUAAAAAUGGACCAAGAACUAAUGGAUUUCUUCGACUUUUCGAAGGAAUUCGUACGAAAACAAGCACCGCGCGGACAUGUAUCGAGCAAUGUGCACGCUUUUGUGACGGAAUCUGACGAAUUAGAGAAGCCGAUCAAACGCGAAAUUGUGGGCAAAGACUAUGUGAAGAGCUUUGUCGAAAAAGAGAAGAAGCGCAUGAAUGGGAUAUUCAGUUCUGAUGAAAUGGCGUCAAGGCGCAAUAAAAGCCUCGACGACAUGGACAGCGAUGAGGAAUACGAAGCGUCUCCUGAAAUUCGUACCGAUGCCGAGUUUUACGAAAAGUACUAUUUCAACCUGAAUCGAGACAAAAGUCUUCCGAUCUACGCAAAGCGCGAGGAGAUCAUCAACGCCAUUAACGAGAAUCCCGUUGUGAUCGUAAAGGGUGAGACGGGUUGCGGCAAAACGACGCAGGUACCGCAAUAUAUUUUGGAUGAGGGUUUCAAAAGCAAACAAUAUUGCAAUAUCGUUGUUACCCAGCCUCGCCGCAUUGCUGCCAUUUCCAUAGCGAACCGUGUGUGCCAAGAGCGUCAAUGGCAGCCGGGCACCGUUUGCGGCUAUCAGGUGGGUCUCCACCGGCAGCUGGAACGUUUCGCGGACACACGACUUCUAUAUUGUACUACGGGAGUGCUUCUGAACAUUCUCGUCAACAACAAGACACUCACCCACUAUACACACAUUGUGCUGGACGAGGUGCACGAGCGCGGCCAAGAAAUGGACUUCCUGCUGAUUGUGAUACGCCGCCUUCUGGCCACAAACUCGCGUCACGUGAAGGUCAUCCUGAUGUCGGCGACCAUUAAUCCACGCGAACUGUCCGAUUACUUUGCCAAUGAGAGCAGUGCACCGCCUGUGAUCGCCGCCAGCUAUGGACGCAACUUUACUGUGGAGAAGUACUAUCGCGACCAAUUGCAAAGCAUUAACUGGGAGGGCCAUCAGGAGGAUAUAAACAGUCCAGGAAUUACGCAGGAGGGCUACAGAUCAGCCAUUAAAACCAUUUUGGUCAUUGACAACAUGGAGCGCAACGAAAGAGGCACCGGGAAGAGUUACAAUCAGUCCUUGCGUGAGGGUUCCAUUCUCAUCUUCCUGCCCGGCGUUGGAGAAAUAAACAACAUGUCAGAUAUGCUCAAGGACAUGGCGAAUCAUGAUCCCAUCAUGAAGUUCAAUAUGGUGCGCUGCCAUUCCCUGAUGACGUCCGAGGAUCAACGGGAAAUCUUUCAACCAUCACCUCCCGGUUAUCGCAAGAUCAUAAUGGCCACCAAUGUUGCCGAAAGUUCCAUUACCGUUCCGGAUGUAUCAUAUAUCAUAGAUUUUUGUUUAGAGAAAGUACUGGUCACCGAUACGUCCACAAAUUUUAGCAGCCUGCGGCUUGCGUGGGCCUCAAAGACCAACUGUCGCCAGCGCGCCGGACGCGUUGGUCGUCUUCGAAACGGUCGUGUUUAUCGCAUGGUCACCAAAUCAUUCUAUCAACGAGAGCUAUCGGAGUAUAGCGUGCCGGAGAUGCUUCGCUCACCAUUGCAGAAUUGUGUGCUCAAGGCCAAAGAGCUGAAAAUGGGCACCCCGGUUGAGAUGCUGGCCUUGGCACUGUCACCGCCGAAUCUCUCGGAUAUCUGCAACACCAUACUGAUGCUCAAGGAAGUGGGCGCUCUCUUCCCCACUAUGGAUGGCACUUACGACCCCAGGGAUGGUGACAUUACCUAUUGGGGUACUAUUAUGUCUAAGCUGCCGCUAGACACGCACCUGAGUCGACUCAUAAUAUUGGGUUAUGUAUUCAAUCUUGUGGACGAAGCGAUCAUUAUAGCCGCUGGUUUAACGGUGCGUGGCAUUUAUAUAGAUAGUGCGCGAUUAGGAGCUGACAACUAUUGGAUGCAUUAUGUUUUUGCCGAUGGCUCUGGUUCCGAUUUGGUGGGCAUUUGGCGCGUCUACUUGACCUACUUGAACAUGUGCGAGAAUGGACUACAAAAGGAUGCAUCUAUACAAUGGGCCAAGCGCUUCCAUCUCUCGUUGCGAGCGUUGAGCGAGAUGCAUUUGUUAGUGCAGGACCUACGCUUGCGCUGCGAAAAACUUUCCUUGCUGCCGUUAAACUUCCCCACCCACCGGAUCUCCGAUGAUCGCGAGAAAGCUAUAAUGCUCAAGGUCAUUAUUGCUGGGUCUUUCUAUCCCAACUACUUUGUGCAAUCAAAGUCAACGUCAGGCGACGAUCGUAAUAUGUUCUCGGUGAUCUCUGGAUUGGAUCCCUGCCGCACCGUAUACUUCACCAGCUUCACCGACCGUACCAUGGGAGAGCUGUACACGCGCAAAGUCAAGCAGCUGUUCCCCGAGGCACAGAUACCGCCCGAAAACAUGGAUGUGACCUUUGGACAGGGCUCGGAGAAGAUUUUUGUUACCUUCAAGAAUGAUAUCUACAAGCCCGAGGGCACCACAUAUGUUCAUGUCCCUGGGCGCAUCAAAGCGGAGGUUUACAAGGCCUUACGCUUGCGAACAUAUUGCAAUCAGCAUUCACUGCGAGUCAUGGAACCAAUGAAUGCCCUAAAGUAUGUGAAGGACAAAAAGAUAGGGAAGAUCGUCGAGGGUCGUUGGAUUCCCCCUUCCAAGCCAGUGGCCGUGGAGCUUCUGGCCCUGCCGUCUCUCUUCGACAAGAUUAUAAUCGGAAGGAUUACAAAUAUUGUGAGCUGUGGAAAGUUCUUUUUUCAACCAGAAUCAUUUGAGAACUGCAUUGCCAACAUGUCGGAGCAUUUCAAUAACCCACAGCAGUUGCAAAAUUGUGUGAGAAAUGCGGGGGCCAUAACCAAGGGGCUAAUGUUGCUGGCCAAACGCCAAGGGAAGUACCAGCGUGCAACUGUGGUUCGUGUGGAUACGCAGGACAGUCGGAAUGUGAGGUUUUACGUUCGUUUCGUUGACUAUGGAGAUAUUGAAAGGCUGCCGAUGGCCCAGCUGCGUCUGAUGUCCCAGGAUUUGUUGCGGCACUAUCGCGAUUUGCCGCCGCGUUUGUUUGAGUGUCGGUUGGCCCUGGUGCAGCCGGCGUCGAUGGUCAGCACAUAUAACGCCUGGCCGCAGAAGGCCGACGAUAUGCUACAUGCCCUGGCCAAGGGCGGUCGCGUCCAACUAGAGAUUUACUCUCUGGUACAGAACGUGGCGGCAGUGAUGAUACACUUGCGGGAAGGAAACCUCAAUGAACUGUUGGUUAAGGAGAAAUUGGCCCGUCGCACCGAUGAGGAUUACAUGUCCCGCGUGGAUCAUGAUUUUCGUAUGCGCAAACAGGAAUGCCGAGGCUAUGUAUCACAGCAAGAGCGGCAGCAAGUAAAUGAAGAGUAUCUGCGGUCCAAGCAGCUGCCACAGGAUAUGGACUUAUCUCCGCCACCGCCAGAGGAAUGCAACUCGUUGAUUACACUCAAGGGACCCUUCAGCACUCUAGAAUCGAGAGUAUUCUCCACCAUGCGUUCGGGCAUGUCCAAAACGGUGAGAAUCGAUCCUUGCUCGGUGAAUUUCGUGCUCCUGGAUACUGAACCGCAGGAUCAACACGCCAAGAUGGUUGUGGCCGCUAGUAUAAGCGCGGCUGGCCGACACAAUGAUGUUUUAACUCUACGUAGCACCAGCAUAAUGCCCAACAUACCGGGUUUCGCAGCAAUUAUGACCCUGAUAUUCUGCCCACGUGCACAGCUUAAAGCCAACACGGCAAACAGCCGAUAUGUGUCGAUAUUGGCCGGAAUUGGGUACCAUCCACAAACAAUGCAAUCUUACUAUGAAGAUCAUGAUUUGGUAAUAAACUUGGAUGUGAACAUAGACGAGCAUGAUGUUCUUCUGAUCAAUCAAAUCCGCUACAUGAUUGAUAGCGCAUUCUUCAACCUUGAGGGUGAACUGCAUCCAACAGCUGGUCAUGCCGACCGCGUUCUAAUACAUAAUACAAUUUAUCCCGCACUCAAUCGACUUUUGAGCAAGAAUCGAAACUUUAUUGAGUGCAAUCCGAAUAGCAGCGACUACGUAUGGCAAGAUAUGGAGGAGUCCGGAGAGCCGGACCCGCAGCCGUAUGGAAGACGUUCCAUAUUCCCCAUGCACACCAUUCCCGAGCUGCACGAAGAGAAGAUGGACACUGUUUUGGAUUUGAUUGCGAACUGCAAAGAGAUGUACGAUUAUCGUAACUUUGAAGGCUCUUUCGAUCCCAUGACCUGCAGUCUGUGCAAACAGUAUUUGGAAUCGGUGGCAGAGCUUCGUUUGCAUCUGCUCACCCAGCUGCAUCUCGAUCGUGAGAAGGAGGUCGGCUACCCUAUUGAUUAGGGCUAAAAAAUUGCAUAUUAAUCUACCAUUUGACGCGAGCUUAUUAUGUGACUCCAUACUAUUACAACAUUAUAGACAGCAGAAGCUAA
Drosophila persimilis is the source of this 4406-nucleotide messenger RNA. It is a transcript of the gene spn-E, whose product is annotated as probable ATP-dependent RNA helicase spindle-E. Gene Ontology annotation, cellular component: intracellular anatomical structure. The record is from RefSeq and is a predicted model, not a curated record. Gene Ontology annotation, molecular function: ATP binding; RNA binding. Lineage: Eukaryota; Metazoa; Arthropoda; Insecta; Diptera; Drosophilidae. Bases 16 to 4317 code for a protein of 1433 amino acids. The transcript has 10 exons.